UCAUCCCUAUAAAAGCCAACCCCCCUUCAUUUUCCUCUAGUUGCUUCUCAGUUUCAACCUCAUCGUCGUCGUACACACGUUCUGGUUCUUCGCGGAUCGUGUAGCGUUUAGUUUCCACAAAAGAUGGCAGACAAUGAAGAUGGAGGGGACAAGACUUCUCGUGGGAAUGAAUGGGAGGUUGUAUCUCUCACGGCAUCGACAUAUGCAGCUGCUCCUGGUCCUGAUGAUGUUGAGAUGAAGGAUGAGGGGAGAGAAAGUUCAUUUGUACCGGAUGAAGCAGAAACGUCACGUGCUUUAUUCAUGUCUGGUCACUUUGUCUUUCCACCCAGUCAGCAUGAAAACUUGCCUGUGGAACCCGAUUAUAGUGAGAUUCAUGAUGAUUCUGGAGACAAAGAUGUUACCUCUGAUGAGACUGUUGGAGAAGUGAUAAGACCAAGUGGAAAAGAUGAAGAAAACUUGACAUUACCAGGAUUGGAGGUUUCAGAAGAGUUUGAGGGAAUGCGUUAUUUUGAUCAGAAAAUCAAUAGAUUAUCUGUUCGUGGUAAAGAGUUUGAGGAAGGUACAACUCUUCCAGAUUUUGGUUUGACUGAAAAGGGGGAGAUUAUGUAUGACCCUGCAAAAUACACUUCUUUCCAAGGUGAAACAACAAUUGGUGGUGUAACAGCAUAUGGUGAAAGCAUAGUUGAGCCUGAAACAACUGAAUCCGAAGGUUCAAACGUGUCUCCUGAUUUAUCACUGUCAAAGAACUCUUCCAAAGAUGAUGAAUACAACACUUCAGAUCUUCCCUGUGGAGCUUGGUGGAAGCGAAGAGCUGCCUCCUUAUAUGCUCAUGCCAAAGAGACAAACGCAUUCUGGUCUGUUUUCGUUGCUGCUGCUGUGAUGGGUCUAGUAAUGCUCGGCCAACAUUGGCAGCAGGAAAGAGCUUUACAACUUAAAUGGCAAAUCAGUAUAAAUGAUGAGGUGAGGAGCAGGGUGCUUGCUCCCAUUAUUCGAUUCAAAGAUGUGAUUGUUGGUGGCCACCGUCGUGGCUCCUUGGUCAGGGGAAGCUCCUCUAGUGAAAGUUAAAGUACUUGAGGAAAAGGUGGCUAAGUGCACGGGCAUCCUAUCCCUGUGGUAAGUGAAGAUGAUGACGAAAAAUGGUAUGUCAGAGAGAGGUUGAGAAUGAAAAGUGCUACAUUUGUGAAAUCCAGGUUCGGUAGCAGGAUUGGUUGACCUUUCCCAGUUAUGAAUGUCAUUGACCAAACAUUAUAUGCUGUGGAUUUUCUUCAUCUUUAUAUUGACUAUAGCAUUGUAUAGCUAUUGAAGUUAUUCAACUUGGUAAGUUAUGUAUUUUGAUAAUGUGAAAUUGGCAGUUUAAACACGAAAGAUGUAAAUGAAGUGAUUGCUUGAAUGGUGAGUAUUUAGUUUUUCUUUGA
Molecule: messenger RNA, 1415 nt
Organism: Vigna unguiculata (cowpea)
Lineage: Eukaryota; Viridiplantae; Streptophyta; Magnoliopsida; Fabales; Fabaceae
Product: ATG8-interacting protein 1-like
Cellular component (GO): intracellular membrane-bounded organelle
Source: RefSeq, a predicted model, not a curated record